GGCAGCUGCCCAGUUUGCUGCCUAGCGGCCUGCCUGCUGGCUGUGGACGAGAAGUCCCCGCACCGGCCGCUGCCCGCCAGGCUCUGGGAUGGGGCUGCCGCGCUGGCUGCCUCUGUUCGCGCAGCUGGUGGUGCUGCAGCUGCCAGGGACCUGGGCCGAGGACACCAUCAGGGUCUUCGUGGUGCCCCACAGCCACAUGGACGUGGGCUGGCUCUACACGGUCCAGGAGAACAUGCAGAUCUACGCCGCCAGUGUGUACACCUCGGUGGUGCGGGAGCUGACCCUCAAGGAGCACCGGCGCUUCAUCGCCGUGGAGCAGGAGUACUUCCGGCUGUGGUGGGACCAGUUCGCCUCGAGGACCCAGAAGCUCCAGGUCCGGGAGCUGCUGGCCCACGGACGCCUGGAGUUUGUGAGCGGAGGCCAGGUCAUGCACGACGAGGCGGUGACGCACUUUGAUGACCAGAUCCUGCAGCUCACAGAAGGACACGGCUUCCUCUAUGAAACGUUCGGGAUCCGGCCACAGUUCUCCUGGCAGGUCGACUCGUUUGGCGCCUCUGCCACGACGCCCACCCUGUUUGCCCUGGCGGGGUUCAAUGCCCAUGUCAUCUCCCGGAUCGACUAUGAGAUAAAGGAGGCCUUGAUGCAUGCGCAGGAGAUGCAGUUCGUGUGGCGAGGGUCCCAGUCCCUGGCGGAGCAGCAGGAGAUCUUCACGCACGUCCUGGACUUUUACGGCUACUGCUCGGUAGGGUAUUCCUGGGAAGGCGAGGCCCUGUUGCUAACACAAUUCCAGAACGAGGAACACAACAACCUGAAUGACCCCGUCACUGUGAGCAACAUCGGAAUGUACGUGGAGAGGUUUGUGUUGGACGUGAAGUCGAGGGCCAGUUUGUAUCGGACCCCGCACAUCCUCUGGCCCUGGGGGUGUGACAGGACGUUCUUCAACGCCGGCGUGCAGUUUGCCAACAUGGACCUCCUGCUGCACUUCCUCAACACUCAGGCCUCCCAGCUGGGCAUCACGGUGGAGUACGCCACGCUGGGCGCCUACUUCCGCGCCGUGCAUGCCCACAAUGCCACCUGGCGCACACAUGGCCACCAGGACUUCCUGCCCUACUCCUCAGAGGAGUCGCAGGUGUGGACCGGCUUCUACACCUCCCGCGGCCCGCUCAAGGGGCUGGCGAGCUGGGCCGUCUCCGAGGUGCAGCACCACGAUGGCAUCACCGGGACGGAGGCCGUCAAGGUGAGGGACAUGUUUGUGCGGCACCUGACAGCAGGGAUGCAGGCCGUGCUCCGGCUGGUGGCCGCCAUCGCGCUGGACCGGCCCCGAGACUCCCCAGGCUCAGAGCCCAAGGGACACUCUGCCGCGGUCUACAACCCCCUGGCCUGGACGGUCACCACUUUGAUCAACCUGACCGUGAGCUUCCCCUCCGUCACGGUCACAGACGAGUCAGGCCACCCGGUCAAGGCCCAGGUCCAGAGUUCGAAGGAGAUCCCACAUAAAUAUGACUUGUAUGUGCUGACCACAAUCCCGGGCCUCAGCUACCGGUACUACAGCAUCAGGCCCACCGAGCAGGCCCCGGAGGGCAAACAGGCAACAACCGCCACCAUGGCUUUCACCUCCAAGCUUGACCGCAAGCCAAGAAAACCGAGCACCAGGCCCUGGGGCAAGAAACUGGUGUCCGUGAAGAAUGACUGCUACACUGUCUUCCUAGACCCGGACACCAACCUGAUGCAUAGCAUCUGGGAGAGACAGAGUAACCGGACGGUCAGCGUGACCCAGGAGUUCCUGGAGUACACCGUCAGCGGCGACAAGAAUGACGCCCCCGUCUCUGACAACUACGUGUUUCUGCCUAAAGGGCCUGCGGACCCCGCGUGGGAGGCGGUGAGAGUGGAGAUGGUGCGCGGGCGCCUCCUGACGGAGAUCCGGCAGUACUUCUACAGGACGUUGGAGGCCAAAGAGCACACCUACGCCAUCUACUCCCGCCUGGCGCACGUGCCGCUGGGCUUCGACCGGGAGCUGCUCUGCCACCACCUGGAGCAGGAGCUGCGUGUGGGCCCCCUGCAGGUGAACCGCGAGGCCGUCCUGAGGACCAGCACCGACCUGCAGAGCCUGCGGGUCCUGCACUCGGACAGCAACGCCUUCCAGAUGCAGCGCAGGCUCCACCGGGACUACCCGGCCCACACCAUCUCCCGGAAUUACUACCCCAUGGUGCAGUCGGCCUACAUCGAGGACAGCAGGACCAGGCUGGUGCUGCUCUCUGAGCAGGCGCACGGCGUCUCCAGCCAGGGUGACGGAGAGGUGGAGGUCCUGCUUCACCGGCGGCUGUGGAACAACUUGGACUUGUCCCAGAUUUUCAACGUCACCCUGAAAGACUCCUCCAUUGUCCGCCCGGUGUUCUGGCUCCUGCUGGGACCCCUGUCCCUGACCACUCGCCUGCGCCCGCAGAGUGGGCUGGCCCUGCAGCACAGGCCCGUGGUGGUGCUGGGAAGGCUGACUGAGGCCGACUCAGAGCGCCCUGCGGCCCGGCAGCCAGAGGCCGUGACGCUGCCCCCAAGCCUUCACCUGCAGACCCUGAGCAUCCCCGGCUGGACCUACAGCUCCAACCACACACAGCACCUGCAGAAGCUCCAGAAAGGCUUCCCAAGGAAGGCCAAGCCCGACCUUCACCGGGUCCUGCUGCGGCUCCACCACCUGUAUGAGGUCCGGGAGCACCAGGUCCUGUCUCAGCCGGUGACCGUGGACCUGAAGGCCGUGCUGCGGGGGCUGGGCACACUGGUGGCCGUGGAGGAGCGCUCACUCACAGGGACCUGGAGUGUGAACUCGCUGCGGCGCUGGAGGUGGAGGACACGCAACAAAGGUUUGGGAGCCCCUGGUUUGGGUGCCGCCCGGCUGCCCCGCACUGCCCCUUCAGGCUGUGUGACCUUGAGCAGGCGGCUCGCCCUCUCUGAUUCUGCAGCCGCCCUGAGCCUACCAUAGCAGUUAGGAGAGGCUUUGGGCCAGUGCCUGCCUGCCAGGGCUCCACACAGGUGUGUGCGUGUGCGUGUGUGAGUGCGUGUGCGUAUGUGUGAGUGCGUGUGAGUGCGGGCCAUGCCGCCUGUCCGUGCCCUGGGUGAGACCCACACUCGCUGGCAGCCCCCAGGGUCUGAGUGCCAGGCUGUGCCUUGCUCUGCACACACCACUGUGGCCCCGCCGACCACAGGCUGCUUCCCGCCGCCCAGGCUUUGCUCACGCUGUUC
Molecule: messenger RNA, 3234 nt
Organism: Myotis brandtii (Brandt's bat)
Lineage: Eukaryota; Metazoa; Chordata; Mammalia; Chiroptera; Vespertilionidae
Gene: MAN2B2
Product: mannosidase, alpha, class 2B, member 2
Exons: 20
Coding region: 89-2974 (961 amino acids)
Biological process (GO): mannose metabolic process
Cellular component (GO): lysosome
Molecular function (GO): carbohydrate binding; alpha-mannosidase activity
Source: RefSeq, a predicted model, not a curated record